Molecule: messenger RNA, 585 nt
Organism: Spodoptera littoralis (African cotton leafworm)
Lineage: Eukaryota; Metazoa; Arthropoda; Insecta; Lepidoptera; Noctuidae
Source: the annotation of a GenBank genome assembly
AUGAGUUUUUUGCGAAGAAUUAUUAAUCCAGCAUUUGUUACCCGUGUAUUUAAACAGGAAAUUAUUCAUAGACCAAUUCAUUGCUGUGUUUAUCAACAUGUAAACAUAACCUCAAAACUAGUGGAAUUGUAUUCUAACAAUACGAAUUAUACAAUAGUGCGUUGGAAAUCAAAAAAGAGACAAUACGAUUCAGACGACGAGGAAAUUGUACUAGAGGAUGAUUCGUCUCUCUCGAAAGAUUCAAAAGUAGUCAAAUUUUCUACCACUUCAAUGAGAACUGAUGUAGUAUUGAAAUCAGCACUUAGUAUAUCAAGAAAUAAAGUGGAACAAAUGUUUUAUGAAAGUAAAAUCAGAGUCAACGGAAAGAAAAUCUUAAAGAAAAGUGCUUCGGUAAAGCUGGGUGAUGAAGUAGAUGUCAUAAAGAUGGUGAGCCCUAAGAAUCCAGAUCACAUUUAUGUGUCCAGAGUAGAAAUCCUAGAUGUAACAGCUAAAGAAGAAAGCAUUCAAGUUACAGCAAGGAGGUUCAAACACUUACUCAUAGAUAACUAUGAAAAUGACCCUUUAAAAACUUCGGAAGAAGUUUAG